Molecule: messenger RNA, 1491 nt
Organism: Prunus mume (Japanese apricot)
Lineage: Eukaryota; Viridiplantae; Streptophyta; Magnoliopsida; Rosales; Rosaceae
Product: phosphotyrosyl phosphatase activator (PTPA) family protein
Biological process (GO): mitotic spindle organization
Cellular component (GO): protein phosphatase type 2A complex; nucleus; cytoplasm
Molecular function (GO): peptidyl-prolyl cis-trans isomerase activity; protein tyrosine phosphatase activator activity
Source: RefSeq, a predicted model, not a curated record
UCCCCACCAUAACGCCAAUUAACCAAACCUCACUGCUUCCUCGCUCCCUCCAUUUCCUCCAAAAAUGGAACCCCAACACCAGCCCACCUCCUGCAAAACGGAAGACCACCACCAUCACUACCUGCAAAACCCUAGCUCCUCAGGAUCCCCACGCUCCACCACCGUUCCCACCCCAACCUGCUGCAAAUGCGGAGCCCCAACCCCUAUGGCCGCUCCUCCUCCCAAGCCAUCAUCCUCGCCCCUGUCCCCCAACCCCUCUCUGUCCCCCAAAUUUCCCCUCCCUACCAUUUCCAAGCUCCCUCCAAGAUCAUCCAGUCCCCCGACGACCUCCGCCGCUUCCACGACUCCUUCCCCGGUAAGCACUUCCUCGGCUUCAUCGCCGCUCUCUCCGAUUCCAUUCGCGCCAAAAAAAUCUGCGACCCAUGCCACGAAUCUCCCACGAUCGCCACCAUCGUCUCCAUUCUCCAAACCCUAAUUCAGUGGGUUGACGAAAUCCCACCCACCAAGCAAGCCGCCCGAUACGGCAACGUUUCAUUCCGCUCCUGGCACGAGCGCUUGUCCCAAACCAGCGACUCCCUCAUGCUCCAGUUCCUCCCGGAGCAUCUCCACGCUUCUACGAUCGAGAUAGUCCCUUAUUUCACAGAUAGCUUUGGAAACCCUAGCAGAAUCGACUAUGGUACUGGGCACGAGACCAACUUCGCUGCUUGGCUGUACUGUCUCGCGAGAAUGGGCGUGAUUAAAGAAGAAGAUUAUCCGGCCGUUGUGGCCCGGGUUUUCGUGAAGUAUUUGGACUUGAUGAGGAAGCUGCAGUUGGUGUAUUGCUUGGAGCCGGCGGGGUCUCACGGCGUUUGGGGUCUCGACGACUACCAUUUCUUGCCGUUCAUUUUUGGGUCGUCGCAGUUGAUUGGGCACAAGUACAUGAAACCCAAGUCUAUUCACAAUGAUGAUAUAGUGGAGAAUUUUUCCAAGGAGUAUUUGUAUAUUUCGGGCAUUGAGUUUAUUAAGAAGGUGAAGAAGGGUCCGUUUUCGGAGCAUUCGCCUUUGUUGGAUGAUAUCAGUGGGGUGCCUAAUUGGAACAAAGUGAAUAGUGGGUUGCUUAAGAUGUAUAAAGCUGAGGUCUUGGAGAAGGUACCCAUUAUGCAGCAUUUUCUCUUUGGCUGGCUAAUCAAGUGGGAGUAGGAUGUCGUGUGAGAUCUACUGGAGCAUCUGGUGUAGAAGAAGAAGUCAAUUUUGUGUCAGGUUAUAAGCCACUAUAAGAGUAACAGUUACUAGAUUGGAAAUGUAUACAUCUCCUCUUUUGUAUCCAUUAACUUGUUUUUGCCUUUUGCUCCUGUAAUGAAUACUGAAUAUGCAGUCUUGUUGUUGUGUUACUGCAUUUUUCUUCUUUUGAUCGUAAUAUUUCACUCUGAGUGGAAAAGUGAUCUCAAAAGAAGAAAAAGACCAAACAAAGUAGAUUAGAAUUUACUAUUUCAUUUAGAAUCUGAGCAUAUA